UGUAAACGGAAACAAACCAUGUGCUAACAUGGCGAUUUUCAAUCAUUCUUCGCUAGUCGUUUGAUAAAUUAUUGCGUGGCUGAUAUGGGAAUUUCCUUUAUUAGGCCAACAUUUAUUGUUUUUGACAUAUUUUCUUUGUUUUAUGAAAAAUAAUUACAUUACGCGAGUAUGAGUGUCGACGCGUACGGUCCAAGCUCUCAAACGCUCACGUUUCUAGAUACCGAGGAAGCUGAUCUUAUCGGAGCUGAUACCCAAGGCUCAGAGUUUGAGUUCACUGACUUUACUCUACCUUCUCAAAGCCAAACCCAAACAUCGCAGCAUGAUCAUGGCUUGACAUCUUCCAAUCAGGUCAAUGGUUUGGGCCGUUCUGAAUUGACUUCUAAAGUAUCCAGCGUUACAAAUGCAAUAGCAGAGUUGCAAUUUGAGGAAGAAGAUGAAGCUCUCUAUAGCAGCAAAGAGCUCCCUGACCAUGCUUGCAAGUACUGCGGAAUUCAUGACCCCGCCACGGUCGUCAUGUGCAAUAUAUGUAAUAAAUGGUUCUGUAAUGGCCGUGGCAACACCUCUGGAUCCCACAUAAUCAAUCAUUUAGUCCGAGCAAAGCACAAGGAAGCUGCUCUGCACCGUGAUGGGCCUCUUGGAGAGACUUUGCUUGAAUGUUAUUCAUGUGGUGCUCGAAAUGUUUUUGUCCUUGGUUUCAUCCCUGCUAAAGCUGACUCUGUUGUUGUGCUAUUGUGCCGCCAACCCUGUGCUGCUCAAAGUUCUUUAAAAGAUAUGAACUGGGAUCAAGAACAAUGGAAACCUUUGAUUUCUGAUCGGGCUUUUCUAUCCUGGUUGGUCAAGGUUCCAUCAGAAGCUGAGCAAAUGAGAGCUCGUCAGGUGACGCCGCAACAAAUUGGGCGUCUGGAGGAGUUGUGGCGCGAUAACGUUGAUGCCACCUUCCAGGACCUUGAGAAGCCAGGGGUCGAUGAAGAGCCUCAGCAGGUUUUGUUGAGAUACGAGGAUGGAUACCAAUAUCAAAACAUCUUUGGACCACUUGUGAAAUUGGAGGCAGAUUACGAUAAACGUCUAAAGGAGUCCCAGACGCAAGAGGGCAUCGAGGUCCGCUGGGAUGUUGGGCUCAACAAGAAAACCAUUGCAUACUUCACUCUCGCCAAGACCGACAGUGAUAUGAAACUUAUGCAUGGAGAUGAAUUAAGAUUAAGAUACUCCGGGGAGCUGCACAAGGCGUGGGCGGGCGUGGGCCACGUGAUCAAGGUGCCGGACAACUACGGCGACGACGUCGGGCUCGAGCUCAAGAGCGGCGUGGGCGCGCCGCUCGACUGCACCGCCAACUUCAACGUCGACUUCAUCUGGAAGAGCACCAGCUUCGACAGGAUGCAACUAGCCCUACGCAAGUUCGCUGUUGACGACUCGUCAGUGUCGGGGUACAUCUACCGCCGGCUUCUGGGACACGAGGUCGAAGAAGUACUGUUCAGAGUGCAUUUGCCCAAACACUUCAGCGCACCGAACCUGCCUGACCUCAAUCGAUCACAGGUAUAUGCAGUGAAACACGCACUCCAACGUCCAUUGUCAUUGAUCCAAGGUCCGCCCGGGACUGGCAAGACUGUCACCUCCGCCACCAUCGUGUACCAGCUCGUGAGACAAAAUGGCGGACCCGUCCUCGUCUGUGCCCCAUCUAACACAGCCGUGGACCAACUCACGGAGAAGAUACACAGGACUGGCCUGAAAGUCGUUCGUCUGUGCGCAAAAUCCCGUGAGGCAAUGGAGUCUUCUGUCUCGUUCUUAGCCUUACAUGAACAAGCUCGCGUGCUCGGCUCAGCAGAUAGUGAACUAAGGAAAUUGACCAGAUUAAAAGAAGAGGCAGGCGAGUUAUCGGCCGCUGACGAAAGGAGAUACCGCGCUUUGCGAAGAGCUGCAGAAAGAAGACUAUUGGAUGCCGCUGACGUUGUGUGCACUACUUGCGUGGGCGCUGGAGACCCUAGAGUGGCUCGAAUGAGAUUCCAAUCCAUACUCAUUGAUGAGGGCAUGCAGUCUACUGAACCAGAAUGCAUGGUGCCUGUUGUGUUGGGGGCGAGGCAACUGAUUCUCGUCGGUGAUCAUUGCCAGUUGGGUCCAGUCGUUAUGUGCAAAAAAGCGGCCAAAGCUGGACUCAGUCAAAGUCUUUUCGAACGCUUGGUAGUUCUUGGCAUCCGUCCAUUCCGCCUCGAAGUCCAAUAUCGUAUGCAUCCGGAACUGUCUCGUUUCCCAUCCGAUUUCUUUUACGAGGGCUCGCUUCAAAAUGGAGUCAGUGCAGAAGAGAGACGCCUACUUAAAAUCGACUUCCCAUGGCCGCGACCCGAUCGCCCGAUGUUCUUCUAUGUGACGCAGGGUCAGGAAGAAAUCGCUGGUUCGGGAACAUCCUAUUUGAACAGAACAGAGGCUGCCAAUGUUGAAAAGCUGACGACUCGUUUUUUGAAAGCUGGAGUUAGGCCCGAACAGAUAGGAAUCAUCACGCCUUAUGAAGGACAACGCUCCUAUCUCGUCCAACAUAUGCAAUAUCAGGGAAGUCUACACGCCAAACUGUAUCAAGAGAUCGAAGUGGCCAGCGUCGACGCCUUCCAGGGGAGAGAGAAGGACAUCAUCAUCAUGUCGUGCGUGCGAUCCAACGAACACCAAGGAAUAGGAUUCCUGAGCGAUCCUCGUCGCUUAAACGUCGCCCUGACGCGCGCGAAAUACGGGCUCAUCGUCGUCGGCAACCCCAAGGUGCUCAGCAAGCAGCCGCUGUGGAACCAUCUGCUCGCGUUCUACAAGGAGCGGCGCGUGCUGACGGAGGGCCCGCUGUCCAACUUGAAGGAGUCGGCGAUCCAGUUCGCGAAGCCGAAGAAGCUGGUGAACGCGCAGAACCCGGGGUCGCACUUCAUGUCGACGUCGAUGUUCGACGCGCGCGAGGCGCUGGUGCCGGGCUCAGUGUACGACCGCGCGCGGCCGCCGCGGGACCCGCUGGCCUACGUGGGCCCGGCGCGGGCGCUGCUGGCCGGCGCCGUGCCCGCCGCCGCGUUCGCCGCGCAGCGCCCGCCGGCCGCCGCGCCGCCCGCGCACGCCGCGCCGCGCGCCAGGCGCCGCGCCGCGCGGCUCUCGCAGGAGCCGCUCUCGCAGCAAGCGCCGCUGUCGCUCUCGCAGUCGGCCUCGCAGCCGGACUUCAGCCAGGAGUCGCUGGCGCCCGACUGCCCGUCGCAGCCGGACGGGCUGCUGUCGCAGGACUCCACGUUCCAAGGCGGGUUCCGCGCGCGCUGCAGCCAGUACUGAGCGGCCGCCGCCGCCGCCGCCCGCCGCUCGUAGCCCGGGCCCGCCGCCACCGACCGCGGCCGGAGACCCGAGAGCCCGCCCAGAGGUAAAUUCAUCGUAUAUACAGGGAUAGAAAACGUAGUGCCGACGCGACUUCUGUGGGCAGGAAAUUGUCACCGAAAAGCUCCAACGUUAUCCGUGUCUACAGAUACCAUUCUGCGUGUUACGUCUGAGAAAAUAUGAAAUAACAUCUUCAUGAUUUAAAAUUCGAUUUGGAUUGUGACAUUCAUUUUUAACGACAGAAGUAAAUAUUGAAAAGAUUUAAAUUCACAGUAACCUCAUUGUUUUUCGUCAAUUAGAAAUUGUUUUAUUUUUAAUUCUCUGACGACUUUAACAUAAAAAGCGACUUAGUAUGUUUUGUUUAUUAGGGUGAAAUAUACGUAUAUCUUCAUCAUUAUGUAUUUCUUAUCAUAGGGUUCGCAACGUUUCCAUUUAUCAUUCGAGGUAUCAGUGUCAGAUCUAAACUGGUAGAAAUAAUAAUUAAAAUAAGACUAUGCACUUCAUUGUUUUUCCUUCUCAUAAAUGUAUUGUAUUUUUAAAGAAAUAUUUUUAAUGAAACCAUAUUUAUCAUUGUGUUAGCCUGUUAAAAUUGUUCAUAUUAUUUACAUCAUUGGUGUCAAAGAUUUUUUGAAUUAAUUGUCUACUGGAAAGGGUAUUUCUCUUCUUACUCUUUCAAAAAAUCACUGUAUUAUUUCUAAAUUAAAAAGAAAUCAUUUAAGAUUGUAACAAAAUCACAUUAAAUAUUAAAAUGUAUUUUAAUAAAAUUAAUUUACUCAUUAAAAUUUUACUCAGAUUAUGUUGCUAAAAUUCACUCACUUUCGACAAUUCUUCCGUUAUUUAUAUGAAUUUAAAUUAUUGUUACCUCUAAACUGAAACUACGCAAUCUUCUGAAGAGCCUAUUUAUUUUUGUGAAGGAAAAUCAAUAAAGAAACUGUCAUGAAGUA
Molecule: messenger RNA, 4268 nt
Organism: Plodia interpunctella (Indianmeal moth)
Lineage: Eukaryota; Metazoa; Arthropoda; Insecta; Lepidoptera; Pyralidae
Gene: Upf1
Product: Upf1 RNA helicase
Exons: 10
Coding region: 169-3285 (1038 amino acids)
Biological process (GO): nuclear-transcribed mRNA catabolic process, nonsense-mediated decay
Cellular component (GO): cytoplasm
Molecular function (GO): RNA binding; ATP binding; hydrolase activity
Source: RefSeq, a predicted model, not a curated record